Messenger RNA from Caenorhabditis elegans, 1858 nucleotides. It is a transcript of the gene R11F4.1, whose product is annotated as putative glycerol kinase. The coding region runs from base 82 to 1590 and encodes 502 amino acids. Lineage: Eukaryota; Metazoa; Nematoda; Chromadorea; Rhabditida; Rhabditidae. The transcript is spliced from 5 exons. Gene Ontology annotation, molecular function: phosphotransferase activity, alcohol group as acceptor; kinase activity; glycerol kinase activity. Gene Ontology annotation, biological process: glycerol-3-phosphate metabolic process; carbohydrate metabolic process; glycerol catabolic process. The record is from RefSeq and is marked reviewed.
AAGAUCUACAAAACUCAAGUCCUUCAACUCCAAAUCAACUGAAUUUUCAAUUUUUUUUUCUCCAAGAAAAACCAAUCAAUAAUGGUUCUGUUGGCUGCAAUCGACCAAGGCACCUCUUCUAGCCGCUUCCUCGUUUUUGAGGCAGACACCGGAGAGCUUGUCACUAGUCAUCAGAUCGAGGUCCGUCAACUCUUUCCCCAUGGUGGAUGGGUCGAAAUGGAUCCUAUGGAGCUCUACGAUACCGUAGUCUCCUGUAUCUCCAAAACCAUCGAAAAGCUCGAAAACCUCGGAAUCUCGGCCGACGAGAUCAAGUCGGUGGGCGUCGCUAAUCAGCGAGAGACAAGCAUUGUUUGGGACAAGGAAACCGGAAAACCACUGUACAAUGCGAUCGUGUGGCUUGACACUAGAACCUCCUCCCUCGCAGAUGAAGCUAUCUCGAGAACUGCUUCCAAAUCCAAAGACGAAUUCCGCGCCAAAACUGGUCUCCCCAUCCAUCCAUACUUCAGUGCUCUCAAGCUCAAAUGGCUCUUCCAGAACGUUCCAGAAGUGAAAAAGGCCUACGCUGACGGUAAUCUCAUGUUCGGAACCGUUGACACUUGGCUCAUCUGGAAGCUUACCGGUGCUUACGUGACAGAUGUCUCGAAUGCGUCGAGAACUUUACUCCUGGAUUUGCACAAACGAAAAUGGUCCACUCAACUGUGCGAGUUCUUCGAUCUCCCAAUCGAAAUCCUUCCGGAGAUUCGAUCCAGCGCCGAGGUUUAUGGGCAUUUUGACAAGGGGCCUUUGGAAGGAGUUCCACUUUCCGGAUGCCUUGGAGAUCAGCAAGCUGCGAUGGUUGGACAUCAGUGCCUGAAUGCUGGCCAGACAAAGAACACCUAUGGAACUGGAACUUUUAUGCUUUGUAAUAUUGGAACUCGACCGAUCAUCUCAAAAAACGGCUUGCUAACUACAGUAGGCUUCCAAUUUGGUGCUGACUCUCCAGUUGUCUACGCUCUCGAAGGAUCCGGGUCGAUUGGCGGGAAUGUUGUCAGAUUCCUCAGAGAUAAUUUCAAGUUUAUCUCUGACGCGAAAGAAAUGGAAGGGCUUUGCAGAAGUGUGGAAGACACCUCCGGAGCCUACUUUGUCCCAUCAUUCACCGGAUUAUACACUCCGUACUGGGACUCGACAGCUCGAGGAACCAUUCUCGGACUCACCCAGGUCACCCAACGCGAGCACAUCUGUCUAGCUGCUCUGCGAGCCGUUGCUUUCCAAAGUGCUGAGAUGAUUGCUGCAGUUGAACAGGAUCUCGAAGGAGGUACCAAGGUUACAACUCUGAAAGUCGAUGGAGGAAUGAUCGCUAACAAGCUGUUCAAUGAGAUUCAAGCGGAUAUUAUGGGACGGGAUAUUGUGACUCCAAAGAUUACCGAGAUUUCCGGAUGGGGAGCAGCGGUUGCCGGUGGAAUCGGAGCUCAGCAGAUCAGUUUGGACGAGUUUUUACAGCAGUCUAGUGAGGAUAAUCGAUACACUCCACAAAAAGACGAUAACUGGAGGUCUGCAGAACUUGCUCGCUGGAAAGAAGCCGUCAAACGGUCGUGUGGAUGGGCUCAAUGAGCACAACUCUCCUUCUAUAAUCAAUCAAUCAUCAAUAUAAUCAUUUUCGUUCUAGUUCAUACCUUAUCAUGCUUCUUGUGCCAUUUCUUAUCAUUAUUAUCAUCAUGCUCAUCAUCAUCCAACAAAAACUGGUCACAAGCCUUCCCACCAAUUCGCCUGAUUUUUCCAGGUGCUGUGUAAAUAUUGAUUACGGUUAUUGUCGCUCAUCACCAAUUAUGCUUGUUUCAAAAAUUCCCCGACAAUUUGUGAAUAAAUGUGUUAUAGUCGG